UGAAAAUUGUCAUUGGGGUGUUGAGAAUAAUGAAGAUGUUGCGCAUUUACCAUUGAUAAGAAGAAGAUACGUCAAAGUUGGAGUUGCCUGGUUUUUGGUUCGUGGCUGCGGCAAAUUAAAAUAAAUACAAGUGAAAAUGGCGAUGAAUUUCAGCAGGGCCUUAUGCAGUCGGGGUGUUUUCUCUCAAAUCAGUGCUUUCCGUACAGCCAACCAAUUCCCAGGCGUACGAUGUAUCACCAUGAAAAUCGUUCAGAAACCAGUGGAACCAGAUGAGACUCCCGAUGAAAGAAAUAUGCGUUUGAACCGUGAGCUGUCUCCACAUUUAUCCAUCUACAAACCUCAACUGACCACCGUACUGUCCAUCUCACACAGAAUUACAGGUAUGAUGCUGACUGGAUACGUCUCAGUUUUCGGAUUGGGUGCUCUAGUCCUCCCGCACGAUUUCUCGCAUUACAUUACGAUGAUCGAAGGUCUUCAAUUGAGCUCUGCUAGUUUAGUUGUUCUGAAAAUGAUUCUCGCCUUCCCUGCUUCCUACCACUUGUGCAACGGAGUUCGCCAUUUGCUAUGGGAUUCGGGCAAAAUGCUUAAGUUGAAAGAGGUCUACUCAUCUGGCUAUGCAAUGCUCGGUGCAUCUGUUGGCUUGACCGUUUUGCUUGCUCUUUUGUAAAAAGAAGGGCAACUAAAUGUUUUGUACAGUUUCUUUUUGUAAAUUCGCAAAGCACAUGUAAGUUAUUUUUCGAAUUUGUUUCUCAGCAGCAAUAAUUUCAUUGGAAUUUGAAAUAAAGAUCAGGUGUUCUCUUGUGUAUUGAUUUCACUGUAUAAGAUAACGAAAUUGGAACAAGAAUGUCGUGAAUCGAAUGAAAAA
This is a messenger RNA of Hermetia illucens (black soldier fly), 865 nucleotides long. RefSeq names its product succinate dehydrogenase cytochrome b560 subunit, mitochondrial-like. Gene Ontology annotation, molecular function: succinate dehydrogenase activity; electron transfer activity. The transcript has 3 exons. Gene Ontology annotation, biological process: tricarboxylic acid cycle; mitochondrial electron transport, succinate to ubiquinone. NCBI's taxonomy places the organism in Eukaryota, Metazoa, Arthropoda, Insecta, Diptera, Stratiomyidae. Bases 137 to 667 code for a protein of 176 amino acids. The record is from RefSeq and is a predicted model, not a curated record. Gene Ontology annotation, cellular component: membrane.